Messenger RNA from Carcharodon carcharias (great white shark), 1095 nucleotides. RefSeq names its product photoreceptor outer segment membrane glycoprotein 2-like. NCBI's taxonomy places the organism in Eukaryota, Metazoa, Chordata, Chondrichthyes, Lamniformes, Lamnidae. Gene Ontology annotation, biological process: visual perception. The transcript has 3 exons. Gene Ontology annotation, cellular component: membrane. The coding region runs from base 1 to 1095 and encodes 364 amino acids. The record is from RefSeq and is a predicted model, not a curated record.
AUGGCAGUUCUACGAGUAAAAUUCACCAAGAGCAAAAGGGACAAACUGGCCCAAGUGUUGUGGAUCUUAAACUGGGUGUCAGUUAUGAUGGGUCUGGUUUUGAUCAGCUUGGGAAUUUUUCUGAAAAUGGAGAUCAGGAAACGCAGCAAAGUGAUGGCCAGCCAAGGGACGGAUUCUGUGCCGAACAUGCUGAUAGCUGUGGGAGCCAUUGCCUGUGGCAUCAAUUUCCUUGGGGGCAAGAUCUGCCAUGAUUGUUCGGACAACAACAGGUUCACCCGUUGGAGGCUGGUCAUCCUUCCUUACAUCAUCUGCACCUUUUUCUUCACCUUCUGCAUCCUUGUUGGCGCCUUGAUGUGCUACACAAUGAGGAGCACGCUGGAGGAAUCACUCUAUCUGGGCCUAAAGCAAGCCAUGAGCUUUUACAAGGACACCGAUGCACCGGGAUGGUGCUUCAUGAAGACGACCAUGGAUGAGCUGCAUUUUGAGUUCCGCUGCUGUGGGAACAACGGUUUUAGAGACUGGUUUGAGAUCCAGUGGAUCAGCACACGCUAUUUGGACAUGAACUCAAAAGAUGUUCAGGACCGUUUGAAGAGUAACGUGAAUGGGAAGUACUUGUUGGACGGUAUUCCCUUCAGUUGCUGCAACUACAACUCUCCCCGCCCUUGUAUCCAACGUCAACUCACCAACAACACCGCUCAUUACAACUAUGACUACGUGACAGAAGAGCUCAACCACUGGACAACAGGUUGCAGACAGGCACUGUUGGAUUAUUACACCCAGAUCAUGCAAUCCAUAGGAUUCUCUGUGCUCAUCAUUUGGCUUUUUGAGGUUUCAGUUCUCAUUGGUGUCAGGUACCUCCAGACUGCAAUGGAAAAUGUCUUCCUUCAAGAUGACCCUGAGUGUGAGUCAGAGGGCUGGCUACUGGAGAACGACUUUGUAGAAAAAGCCAAAGCAAAUUUCAACAUCACCAAAAACCUGCACAAGGUUGAUCAGAUAUCCACCAUCUCGGGAGUGGAAGAUCCCAAUUUGGAUGUUAAAAAAGCUGCGUAUGGACCUGACAACAUUCCACUCAAAGCCUUCCCCAUUGCCAGUUAA